GAGCUCUGCUGCCUGCCAGCCUGUUGGACUGGAAAAUGGAGCCAACCCGCCAGCCGAAUGGUUCCCACGCAGCCAGGGCCCAGGGCUGCGGCAGCCCAACAGCGAGGUGGAUGGCGGAGAGAGAAGCUUCAGGGUGAACCUCCACUGCAAACACGGGCGGCCCAGAGAACUGAAGUGUAACAGCAGGAGCAGCAGAACAGAAGGUCCUGGCUCCGCCUUUGCCGACAUCCACCCCAGCAACUGCUCUGCCAAAAGGCAUGCCGGUGAGGAUGAACUAAAGAGGCGCCUGAAAGCGCAGGGCCCACUGGCACCGCCAACCGGAGGCACCGUACACAAUUCUUCAGAUUUCUCGCAAGAGCCGAAGUUUUACCAGGCCGGCCACCCAAGUCCGAAAGCAUCGUCGUGUCUGGCAGAGAAAGCCUUGUCGUUUGGAAUGCUCAGCUUUCCAGAAGGCUCUUGCUCCAAGUUAGGCAGGGAGCACAAAUCCAGCUCGCUGCGUCAUACUGAGACGGCGGAGCGGUCCAAGGGCCUUCAUACCCAGGGCAGCACCAAGACAGAGAGCUUGCUGCCGGCCAGUGUCCUGGGCUGCCCUGUUGAUGCUCAGGGCUUGGAUGAGACAGCCACCCAUGACAGAGCUGCCAAGACCUUCUCCAACUUCACUCUGGCCUCAGGAAGGUACAACAUUGACAACAUUAUCUCGCUGCUGAAGAGCAAGUGUGGCAAUGGCCGCAUCAACCUCUAUCCUGUGGUGCAGCUCAUAGAUAUCAUGAAGGACAUCAACCGCCUCUCCCAAGACCUGAAGAGCUGUGGGGUUCACCUGGACUGCAGCAACCUACAGCUCAACAGCCACCCUCCGCUCAGUGAGGAAGGCCCGGAUCAGGGUCUGCAGUACAGCUUCUAUUCCUCCCCGGUGUUGGCCAACAGCAUUCGUAGCCCUGAGGAGCUAGCAGCGCCAGGCGGCGCUAAAGCUGAGCUGCCUCAACAGACCCAACCUGACCUGUAUACGGGAGAGUCAGAAGAGGGGCCCCAAAGUACUCAAGACGAUACCUGCCAGAGUAGUCCCGGUCUGAAGGCUCCCAGCAUCUUGGACGAAGUGAGCAGCUCAGCAUCUGAUACUACCGAUUAUACUGAGCUGGCCGAUACAGAUAUCCUGAGUGAACUGGCUUCGUUGGCAUGCCCAGGUCCCCAGUUGCUAGACCAGCAGCAUCCAGAGUCCCAGCCCGAGUUGCUCCAAAGCCAGGAUCUUGAGUCAAGAUCCCAAUUAAUGGGUUCCCAGACCCUGGAACACCGGCCUCAGCUAGUAGACUCCAAGUCUCUAGAGCCUCCUCCAGAGCCGCUGGCCUUGCAGACUGUGGAGCCCUUGCCUGCACCCUUGGGACUACAGAGCCUUGAGCCUCUCGAGCUCCAGAGCCUAGAGCCUUUGUCGGAAUCACUAUCCCUCCAGUCCCUGGAACCCCUUGCUGAGCCCCUGGGCCUCCAGUCUUUAGGGACCCUGGACCAUCAGUUGCUUGACUCCCAAGCCCAACUCCUAGAUCCAGAAUCCCAGCUGCUAGGACCCCUGCCCAAACUGUUAGACCCCCAGCCCCAAGUGGGGGCAGACGAGCCCCUAGGCUCGCAUUCACUGCCGCCGGGAUCCCGCCUAGGCGGCUGCUCCUUAAGAGGAGCCGUAAGGCGAGGGGCAGGGCGGGGGAGGGAUGAUCACAGGAAAUACGCCUUGCGUAGAACAGACAAACCAAAGAUGCUCUGCCGNNNNCGGAGGGGGGGGCGGGGGCGGCGGGUGGAGAUUGCCGCAGAGACCAGGGUCCUCCCUAUGGUUGCGCCAGCAGAGGUGGUGAUGGCCCCGCCGGAGGAACCCAGGAUGCUCGCGGAAACUGCGCCGGCCGAUGAAGCAGACACUCCUGUCCUUUCCCCUUUGGAACCCGAAUGUGACCAGAAAACUGCCCCUGCCGUCCUGCAGCCCCCCAAGCCCAAGUGUCGUGGCAUACGCAGGAUGGUGGUGAAGAUGGCCAAGAUUCCCGUCUCCCUUGGGAGGAGGAAUAAGACAACGUACAAAGUGUCCUCUCUCAACAGCAACCUGAACCUAGAAGGCAAAGAGUUGACGACGUGCACUUCCAUGGAGCCGACGCCACUGCUGAAGAUGAAGAACAACGGGCGCAAUGUGGUGGUGGUCUUUCCUCCGGGAGAGAUGCCCAUUAUCCUGAAGCGCAAGCGAGGAAGGCCUCCCAAAAACUUGAUGCUGGGACCCUGCAAGCCCAAGGAGCCCACCCCGGACGUGAAGAAACGGAGGAGGAGGAAACAGAAGCUGGCCUCCCCCCAGCCCUCUUACGUGGCUGAUACCAACGACAGCAAAGCCGACUAUUCCGACGUCUUGGCAAAGCUUGCCUUUCUAAACCGCCAGAGCCAGUGCUCGGCGCGUUGCUCCCCACCCCGCUGCUGGACCCCAAGUGAGCCAGACUCCAUCCAUCAAGCCCCUGACACUCAGAGCAUCUCCCAGUUUUUGCACCGGGUUCAAGGUUUCCGCAGGCGUGGCGGCAAAGGAGGCGGGUUUGGACGUGGAGGAGGGCAUUCUGCCCGCUCGUCUCGCUGCUCCUUCAGCGACUUCUUUGAAGGGAUUGGGAAGAAGAAGAAGGCAGCCCCUGGAGCGGCCAUGCAUGCGGAUCCUACUCACCCACGGAAGAGGGGCCGCCCUGAGCCAGACGCCAUGGAGAAGCCCAAGAGGAAGAGGAGGUCCCGCAAGAACGGGGUGCUGUUUUCAGAACAAAAUGCUAGCCAGAACUUCAAUGAUGGGACUUCUGACUGGUGUGGUGACAAGGAGAGUUCCUGGAUGUCCCACCACGGACAUCCCUCCAACCAAGCUAGCAGGAAUUGCAGUUUCCAAGGCGCCGAUUCUCGGACCUUUCACUCUUCAGCACUGGAGACGAGUUCUUCCAGUAGGAGUGGAUUUUUUGGGGGCAGCAAUCCCUCAUCCCAGUCUGAGCUUAGCCAGGAAAGGCAGAACCUUUUCACAGGGUACUUCCGUUCCCUGUUGGAUUCUGACGACUCCUCAGACCUUCUGGACUUUGCCCUCUCAAACACACGCUCCGAGUCGCGGAAGUCCACAACCACGUACACCGCCCCGCCCAACGCCAUCGCGACACAGAGGGGCAUGGCGUCCUACCCAAGCCGAGGAGGCAAAGCUACGCCCUCGUCCACUACCAGCGCUGCUACUACUGAGACCCCCUUCCAUACCGUCAUGACCAACCGGCAGUCAUUCCCUCCCACCAGAGCAACGGGGUACAGCCUCUCCCAGGCUGCUUCCGAGUGCCGCAGUACAGAUGCCUUCCAGAAGUUGGUGCCUCUUUCAGCCGUCUCCAGGUCACCCACCGCUCACUCCACGGGCGCCUCCACCUAUGCACAGUACGGCAGCUACAGCGGUGGCGGAGGACAGAGCAUCACGCCCUCUAGCUUGUUUCAGCAAGGAAAGCCAUACCACACCACCCAAGACUGCCCUAACAACAAAGACUAUAGCUUCCCCUACGGCAGUGGCAACAGCUUGCCCUCCUCGCCAAGCAGCGCCCACAGCGCCAGCUACGCCCAACAGGCUUCGGGGCCCAGCCUGCCCUUGAACAAGGCCUCCUUCUUCAAUAGCUCUGACCCCAACCCAUUCUCCAGCUCCUCCCACACGCCGAUGAGAUGCGACAGCAGGGCGAGCACUGUGUCCCCAGGUGGGUACAUGGUCCCCAAAGGCUCCGCUUCCUUCCAGCCCUCGCCGGAGAACUGUCGUCAGUUUCCCAGCGCCUCCCAGUGGGCUUUCCGACAAGGCUAUGGCAACCUGGACUGGAAUUCGGAGGCAUUCAGCCAGCUCUACAACCCAGGCUUCGACUGCCACAUCAACGAGCCCAACGUCAUCCUGGACAUUUCCAACUACACGCCCCAAAAGGCCAAGCAGCAGACGGUGUCCGAGACCUUCUCCGAGUCCUCUUCCGACAGCACCCAAUUCAACCAGCCGGCAGGCUACCGGAGGGCCAAUAGCGAGGCCUCAUCCAGCGAGGGUCAGUCAAGCCUCUCCAGCUUGGAGAAGCUGAUGAUGGACUGGAACGAGUCGUCUUCAGCUCCAGGUUACAACUGGAACCAGAGUGUCUUAUUCCAAAGCAGCAACAAGCCGGGGCGCGGCCGGCGGAAGAAAGUAGAUUUGUUUGACGCUGCCCACCUGAAUUUCUCCACCGGUUCCUAUCCCUCCAAGAGGGGCACUGGGGCCCGGCAGCCACGGGGUUCGCGGGGGGCCUGUGCCUCCAAGAAGGAGAGGGGCACUGGCAAGACCAAGUUCCCCACCAAAUCCCAGCCGGUGAACCCCCUGUUUCAAGACAGCACAGAUUUAGGUCUGGACUAUUACAGCGGAGACAGCAGCAUGUCCCCACUGCCCUCCCAGUCCCGGGGAUUUGGGCUCGCCGAGCGGGAUUCCUGCGACUACUCGGGGCCUUACUCCAUGAACCCCUCCACGCCUUCCGACGGCACCUUCGGGCAAGGCUUCCAGAGUGACUCCCCGGGCCUGGGGCAGGGAGACCUGGAGAGCAAGCACUUCCCCGUCCUGCCCCACCAGCUCGCCCCGCCACCCCCUCAGCAGACUGUGUUUGACGCAGGCUUGCAGAAAGCGUUCUCGCCCAACUGCUCUCCCACCCUGGCCUUCAAGGAGGACUUGCGGCCCGGCGAUAUCCGGAAGCUCCCGGCCUGCGACUCGCUCAAACACAGUAUGCAAGGGGCGGGCGGCCUGUCCCACUCGGCGGCGCACAUGACCUGCCGGGACCUCCCCAUGGCUCAGCCCCACUACGAGUCGCCCAGCUGCAAAAACCCCGGCUAUUGGUACUCCCCCACCUCCAGCACGCGCAGCCCUCCCUAUGACAACAAAGCCGGAGUUGGGAUGCUGGUGGACUUCAUGGGGAGAAGCCCGGACACCUCCUGCCUCAACCCCCACAUGACCAGCCCCCCCAGCGCCAAUUCUUCCAAGAACGAAAAGGAGCCCAUGGACAUGGCAAGGGCUCACCACCGGGGGGCCUACCUUUGCCCCUUGAUGAAUGACUUGAACCUUUCCCCCGUCCCGAGAGACUCUAUGCUGCCUCUCCAAGACAACUAUAGGUACCCCAGCUUUGCACCCCAGGGGCACCCCAUCAUGGCUGCAGCCCAGAAGAGUGGUUUUUUGGGUCCAAUGCUAGAGCAACAUCCAGAAGACACUUUCACAGUCACCUCAUUGUAGUGUCAUCUGAAGUGCCAACCAGACAACGAGGUUUUGUUUCAGGAGUACUUUAGCCAGCACUUUUUCUGGAACACUUUUCAAGUUCUGUAUUUAAUGGAAAUCAAGAACUGAUCUUUUUGUUCAUUUGUUGGUUCUUUUUUUGUUUUGUUUUGUUUUUUCUAAAAAAAAAAAGAAAAGAAAAGAGAGACAGGUUAAAAAAAAAGAAUGAAAGAAAGGAAAAAAAUAUUUAAGAAGUAAGCAAGAAACUAUUUCCUUGAGAACAGCAUGGGGGGGGCAGUUUUUGAACCAGACUCUUGUCUUCAGCCCUCCUCUCACCCACCCACCCAAUCCAGCAAAAAGACAAUCGAAGGCCACCACCCUGGCAGAGUGCAAGAGUGUGGGGGCUCCUGAGUACCUCCCCAACAUCCACCCACAGCAUGCAUACAAGACGACACAUCGGAAGGCAACAGACGACCACCAAGUCCAAGCCACGGGGGCAAGGACGUUUAUUUUUUUGCUUCUUUUGGGGAGGGUGGGGGAAGAAAGCCGUCUAAUCUGUGAACUCAAGAAACUCAGUAAUAAUGACUGAAGAUUGGCAUUUUGUUCGCUGCCAUCUUUUUCCUCUCCCCUCCUUUUUUUUUUGGGUGCAGAUUUCUUUAUUUUUCCCCCCUCCUAGUUGGUUUGUUGGUUUUGCAUUUUUACAAAACAUUUUUGUUGCUUGAUUUCUUUGGAGAUCCCAGAAGAUUUCACAGCUCUGUGAUGGAUCUUGGCGCCACCAUCAUCUUCCACUUCCAUCACCAACAGGAAGGAGGCCCAACAACCGCCACCGGCUAUGGUCUUGCAAUGAACUGCCGCUCCUCCUGACUUUGCUUCUUUGCCUGGUGGAGGGAUAGGGAGAAGGAGACGUUCCGUUGGAAGAAUCCUUGUCCACAGAGAAAUCCCAGCAAGAAGAUGGAAAAUGUGUGUUGCCUUUCCUGUCCUGUCCCCAACCUCUCUGUAUUACUGUGUCCCCUCUGUGUUACUGCCUCUCUUGGCCCUCCUUGCCCACACCAACCUCCCCCCCCCAGGUUUGUUGCUAAGAUGCUUGUGUCUCCUCUAUUGAGAAGCAAGGUGGGAGGUGGGUUGAGGGGCAGUGGGGCUUUUCUUUCUGCACAAAACCAGCAAUUGUAAAUACUUUUCAAAAAUGUAAAAAAAAAAAAAACAGUACAAAAACAAUCCAAAAGAGCAAACACAAUGAAAACACAUAGAGAUAAGUUUUCAAAAUCAGAAAUAAAUCUUUUUGAGGACAAAAAA
Pogona vitticeps (central bearded dragon) is the source of this 6502-nucleotide messenger RNA. Lineage: Eukaryota; Metazoa; Chordata; Lepidosauria; Squamata; Agamidae. The record is from RefSeq and is a predicted model, not a curated record.